This is a messenger RNA of Puma concolor (puma), 2521 nucleotides long. RefSeq names its product tetratricopeptide repeat domain 33 (gene TTC33). Gene Ontology annotation, molecular function: protein binding. Lineage: Eukaryota; Metazoa; Chordata; Mammalia; Carnivora; Felidae. The record is from RefSeq and is a predicted model, not a curated record.
GUCAUUAGGUAACUGAGGGUACGCUGACCGUGGUGGAAGCCCAGGAAGAGGAGGAAAACGAGGCUGGUGGGUCUUGUGGUUAGGGGAGAAAGGACCUUCAGAAGUCGGAGUUGAGACGCGACGGAGGUGCGGCAGAGCCGGGACGCUAAGAAUGGCUUCCUUUGGAUGGAAGAGAAGAAUUGGGGAGAAGGUCUCAAAGGUCACUUCACAGCAGUUUGAAGCCGAAGCUGCUGAUGAGAAGGAUGUAGUUGAGAAUGAAGAAGGGAGCUGGCUUCAUGCGGUUAAACGCAGGAAAGAAAGUCUCCUCGAGGGCUGUGUUGAGAAAAGUAAGCAGCUGAAGGAUGAAGGAGCCAGUUUGGUUGAAAAUAAAAGGUAUCGAGAAGCGAUUCAAAAAUGGGACGAAGCACUGCAGUUAACCCCAGAUGAUGCUACCCUGUACGAGAUGAAAUCACAGGUCCUAAUGUCUCUUCAUGAAAUGUUCCCUGCAGUACAUGCAGCUGAAAUGGCCGUGCAGAGAAACCCACAUUCAUGGGAGUCUUGGCAAACUUUGGGACGUGCUCAGCUUGGAUUAGGAGAGAUAGUCCUGGCAAUUCGAAGUUUUCAGGUAGCCCUUCACAUCUAUCCAAUGAACCCUGAAAUAUGGAAAGAAGACCUUUCUUGGGCAAGAACACUCCAGGAGCAGCAGAAGGUAGCACAGAAGAUUAAGAAGUGUGACGCGUCAGCGGAAAUGACACAUUUCUCACCAAAGUCAAUCCCCGACUAUGACUUUGAAAGUGAUGAGAUUGUUGCUGUUUGUGCAGCAAUUGCGGAGAAACAGAAGACAGUUUCAGCAAAUAAGACAAUGGUUAUUGUUUCGGCCUCUGGGACUGUAGAGACGGUCACUGAGAAGGAAGAUGGUGCUACACCACCAGAUGGCUCUGUUUUUAUCAAAGCCCGAUAAAGUAGCAGGAACCCUUUGAAUCUGGCUUUUUGAUUGCUCUUAAAGUUUGAGGCCUAGGGACAUCUACUGUGGAGAGACAGAAUAAAACUCCUGUUUGUAAAAUGAGUUUUGCAGAUGAGGCAUAUAAAAACUAAAUGAUAGAAUUAUCGUGUAGUGUUUGGGCUGUGCUUUGAUAAGUUACGAUUUAAACUUCUUAAGAUUAGAAUUGUGAGUACAGUGGGGUUUGAUUAAUAAACUUAAAAAAAUAAUCCAAAAAUGUAAGUGAAUGCAUUUUAAAGACACAACUUGAAAAGUGAAUUCUCUAAUAAUGAAUAACUUGAUGGCCAGUGUUAUUAAAAUGUUGACUCGUUGGCUUUUGUUUCACGAUAAAGGAAGUUGGUGAUUUCUUUCCCUCCUAAUACUCCUGUUACUAUUCACUCUUCUGUUUUUCUGGUUGCAUUAGAGGAAGUCUCCCAAAGCUCAAAUAUUUUUUGACAUUUAUUUUGAUUCAAAGUUGUCAUUUGGUUAUUUUUGGAAUCUUUGAAAGUUUGGCUGAAAAUGCAUGCAACUGUGUACAUUCUAAACAUUUUCUGGACUUUCUCUUCAUUCUGAUUUGUGCUUAUAUUUUGACUUCAAAAUUAUUACAACAAUGGUAGUUGCCUUCUUCAGUAUUAGAUAUGUGAAAUACUGAUCAAUGUCACAAUGAUGGUUUUAUUGUUUUAGUUGUAAAAGUAGAGUAUUCCUUACCACAAGUGAGUCAUGUUUAAGAUGUGCAUUUUUGAAAAAUGCUUUUAUCGAUGUGUCCUAUCAAAUUGUACUGCUGCACUGGCGCAGUCAAAAGUAGUAUUUUCUUCUCCUUAUUUUUAAAAGCUUAAAAACUCUGAAAAAAACUUACCUUUUGCUUUUAACGUUCCAGCUGACGGUUUGGAAUUCUUUUUCUAGAUAACUUUUUUGGAACUACUCAAUUAAAUUACAAUUUUAAAUAGCUAAAUUAUGUCUUUCUAAAAAAGUAGGGAUGUUUAUGAGUGUCAGUGAAUGUAUAUAUCUUGGACAUGACAUACAUAGGAACUGAAACAUGACUUAACAGUACAAUCCCAUGAGUAGAGAAGAAUAUAUUUAAAGAAAUAUUUCGUUGAAAGGCCACGAUCGCAUUCACAAAUCAAUACUGUCAUUGCUAAUAUGAGUUAUUUUUAUACUACACAUAUUAUAGUACAAUUAUAUAGAACUACUGGGUCCUGUUACUUCUGACACUCAGGAAGCUAUUUUUGCUGUAAAAUUAAUUUUUUCCCUGUCAGAGAUGAAAGUAAGCUGUUUUAAAGAAUCUUACCUUAACCUGUUGGAGCAUGUAAGUAAUGGUCUACAUUUUUCUGAGAUGAUUUAAAAAAUGUUUCCUUUAGUGGAAUGCUUACCUCUUUUUUUUUUUUUUUUUUCAGAGUGUUAUAUUUUCCCUCAAAGUUACAUCAGAAGGUUAGCUGUGGUUAGGUUAGUUUUAGAGUAAUUGAAAAACACAAAUAUUAGUUACAUUUUAUUUUGUUUAAUAAAGGAUAUUCUCACAGGGUAGAUACUUGAGUAUAUACAGAAGUGAGCAUUCACCAUUUGGUA